AUGAAAAUGGCUCCGCAGAAUGCCGACGCAGAAUCUAUGCAAGUUCAGGAGCUCCCGGUGCCCCUGCUGGACCUGCAGAAGCCAGGGAGGACGGAGGCGGAGACACGGGACGAGACCGCCAGCGAGGGCUCCAUCGACCGCAUCCCCACGCGCCUGUGGGUGAUGCACGGGGCCGUGAUGUUCGGCAGGGAGUUCUGUUACGCCAUGGAGACGGCGCUGGUCACGCCAGUCCUGUUACAGAUCGGCCUCCCGGAGCAGUACUACAGCCUCACCUGGUUCCUGAGCCCCAUCCUCGGCCUCAUCUUCACUCCCCUCAUCGGCUCCGCGAGCGACCGCUGCACCCUGAGCUGGGGCCGCCGGCGGCCUUUCAUCCUGGCGCUCUGUGUGGGCGUGCUCUUCGGAGUGGCGCUGUUCCUCAACGGCUCUGCCAUCGGCCUGGCCCUCGGCGAUGUCCCGACCCGGCAGCCCAUCGGCAUCGUGCUCACCGUGCUGGGGGUGGUGGUCCUGGAUUUCAGCGCUGACGCCACGGAGGGGCCCAUCCGUGCAUACCUGCUGGACGUGGUGGACAGUGAGGAGCAGGACAUGGCCCUCAACAUCCACGCCUUCUCUGCUGGCCUCGGCGGAGCCGUCGGCUACGUGCUGGGCGGGCUGGACUGGACCCAGACCUUCCUGGGCUCCUGGUUCCGGACACAGAACCAGGUGCUGUUCUUCUUCGCGGCCAUCAUCUUCACGGUGUCCGUGGCCCUGCACCUGUCCAGCAUCGAGGAAGAGCAGUACAGUCCCCAGCAGGAGCGCAUCGGGGACCCAACCAGCACGCCGGCCCCCGGCCCCCGCGCCUGCGUGCUGGACGGCGGCGCCCUGUUCCCAGACGAGGUGCAGUCGGAGCACGAGCUGGCCCUGGACUUCCUGGAGGAGGGCCUGGUGCGAAGCAAGAGCGACUCGGUGCUGCACGUGCGUGAGGCCACACUGGGCCUGGAGCCCAAGCUCUUCCUGCAGGACAUCGAGCCCUCCAUCUUCCAUGACGCCUCCCGCCCCGGCACCCCCUGCAGCACCAGCCAGGAGCGCGCCCCCAACCAGCCGCCCCGCCAGCCCCCGCCACUCCGCGCACCCGCUGGCGAGGAUGAGACCCUGCUGGAGGACCCCCUGAGCAUGGCCAGGCUCCCAAACGGGGGCGGCGCGGGGCUGUGGGACGGCCCAGGGAGCUACAGCCGGGCAGCCCUGAAGGCCCCCGCCACGGUGGGCCCUGCCCGCCGGCGCCGGCACGUGUUCCGCCGGCAGGCCUCCAGCACCUUCUCCUACUACGGCAAGAUCGGCUCCCACCGCUACCGCCACCGGCGCGCCAACGCCGUGGUGCUCAUCAAGCCCUCGCGCAGCAUGAGCGACCUGUACGACCUGCAGGCGCGGCCGCGGCAGCACCGCCACCGCCACCAGAGCGGGGCCACCACGUCCAGUGGGGACUCGGAAAGCGAGGAGGGCGAGGGCGAGACCACCGUGCGGCUGCUCUGGCUGUCCAUGCUGAAGAUGCCCCCCGAGCUAGUGCGCCUCUGCCUCUGCCACCUGCUCACCUGGUUCUCUGUCAUCGCCGAGGCCGUGUUCUACACCGACUUCAUGGGCCAGGUCAUCUUCGAGGGGGACCCCAAGGCUUUGUCCAACUCGACGGAGUGGCAGGCCUACAGCGCGGGCGUGAAAAUGGGCUGCUGGGGCCUGGUCAUCUACGCGGCCACUGGUGCCACCUGCUCAGCCCUGCUACAGAAGUACCUGGACAACUACGACCUGAGCAUCAGGGUCAUCUACGUGCUGGGCACACUGGGCUUCUCCAUCGGCACAGCCGUGAUGGCCAUGUUCGCCAACGUCUACGUGGCCAUGAUCAUGAUCAGCACCAUGGGCAUCGUCUCCAUGAGCAUCUCCUACUGCCCCUACGCCCUGCUCGGGCAGUACCACGACCUCCGAGAGUAUGUGCAUCACAGCCCCGGGGCGUCCAGGCGUGGCUUCGGCAUCGACUGCGCCAUCCUCUCCUGCCAGGUCUACAUCUCCCAGAUUCUGGUGGCCUCCGCCCUGGGCAGCGUGGUCGACGCGGUGGGGACCGUGCGUGUCAUCCCCAUGGUGGCCUCCGUGGGCUCUUUCCUGGGCUUCCUGACGGCCGCCUUCCUGGUCAUCUAUCCAGAGGUGUCCGAAGAGGCCAAGGAGGAGCAGAAGGGCCUGUCCUCCCAGCCACUGGGCGAAGGCGCGAGCGGCAGCGCCGAGAAGCCCACGGUGCUGAAGCUGUCCCGGAAGGAGGGCCGGCAGGGGCUCGUGGAGACCGAGUCGAUGGUCUGA
This is a messenger RNA of Rangifer tarandus platyrhynchus (Svalbard reindeer), 2316 nucleotides long. Lineage: Eukaryota; Metazoa; Chordata; Mammalia; Artiodactyla; Cervidae. The record is from the annotation of a GenBank genome assembly.